AUGGCGAAGAAGAGCAAGGCCACUGGAAAGAGCGCAAAAGUCGUCGCGGCCAAUGAAAUCCACGAGGAGAGACAGAGACAAUACACAAAAGCAGCAGAGGUAUUGGCAGCAGUAAAAGACAAGCAGGUCAAGUCGGAGCUGUACGCCAAAAUAUUGGAAGCACUCAGUCUCAAGGACGUACCCACGAGUUCAGCCGGCGGGAAAAAUAGCAGGAAAAGCGCCCCGAUGAGCUCGAGCACACCCGAAGUUGCUCAUACUCCACCCUUUCAAGACGACGGUUCGGUGAACAUGCCAGUACUGGAACCGGUAGUGCCAGGCCUCGAUGCACUCGGUACCGCCGAAGGAUAUGAGUUCGUAUUUCCAACGACCAGUGGAGAAGACACAGGCCGCGAUGGCAUUGUCCACCAACACGCAACGCCUCGAGAAUCUUCUAGCGAAGAAUGCAGCGACAAUGGCGAUGUCGUGAGCGUCGCCAUUUCGGUCGAUAGCAGGGAAACCACAGUGCCGUCCACCGUUCGCAGCUUCUUUGUGAUGUCCAAGAGAGAUUGUUGGGCCAGCAAGCGUCAGGCUGUCAUUGAUAAAGGUGGUAGACCAAGGGUGGAUCCGAUUAAUGUACUGCAAGCUGCCUGUCAGCUCGUUGGUCCAGACAUGUGGGUGGAGAGUGUGAAGACGGUAAAGGGUAGGCAAGUACCGCUCCUCGGGGAUGGGAAGGGAGAAACAGCCGCGGUCGACGCCAAAGCGGUCUACAAGGAACUGUUGGUGGGCGAAUACAUGUGCACCGUAACGCCCGAUCAAUGUGUUGGAACAGAGGUGGACAGCAUGUGGAGAUAUGGACUGGAAGGUGGCGUGCUACAAUAG
Zasmidium cellare ATCC 36951 is the source of this 858-nucleotide messenger RNA. RefSeq lists its product as uncharacterized. The transcript has 2 exons. NCBI's taxonomy places the organism in Eukaryota, Fungi, Ascomycota, Dothideomycetes, Mycosphaerellales, Mycosphaerellaceae. The coding region runs from base 1 to 858 and encodes 285 amino acids. The record is from RefSeq and is a predicted model, not a curated record.